Messenger RNA from Tigriopus californicus, 1712 nucleotides. Its product is annotated as SET and MYND domain-containing protein DDB_G0273591-like. The record is from RefSeq and is a predicted model, not a curated record. NCBI's taxonomy places the organism in Eukaryota, Metazoa, Arthropoda, Copepoda, Harpacticoida, Harpacticidae. Gene Ontology annotation, molecular function: protein binding.
AAACUUCCAGAUACCUUUUACAAACAUGUCUGAAGACUUCGUCCAAAAAGUUUUUGACCUCAUCAGUCUUGAACGCAAUCCGAGAUUGUGGCAAAGCUCCAAUGACAACCUAACCAUGGCCAGGUUGGAACUUCUGUUCCAAUUCCCGCAAACAAGGUUCGAAAACCAACUUGGAAGACUCAAAUCGCCCAUUGAUAAAAAUGAGGCAUUAGCUCAAGCAUGCUUCUCCAAAGCGCAACAAGAAUCAUCUCUGGUCAAGAAAUUGGCUCUUUUAAAUCAAGCAGUGCUCUUCGCCCAUAGUAGACAGUUGGAAGAAGUUCUAAAAGUUCGAAUCCAAUGCCUCCAAGACUCUGGACAUUCAAAGGCGGCUUCCAACGACCUCACCAUAAUGAAAGUCCUCAAUGUGUCCAUACUAGACUCAAAAGAGCCUGGCAUUAACGAAUGUGCUCUCGAGCGCGAAAAAGAUAAUCACCAAUUCCGAUUCAAGAAUUCCGUUCAGAUUGAACACAAUUUAGAAGAAGGCCGAUUCUUGAGAGCCUCCAGAGACAUCGAACCCGGUGAGUUGAUCGGGGAAGAUGCUCCGGUGUUCAAGAUUUUGAAUCAAGAAAGUGUCAAACACUUUUGUUGGCAUUGCCUCAUGCGACUUGUCGCUCCCAUUCCGUGCGAACAUUGUUCUGGGAUUGGAUUCUGCUCACUUCCUUGCAGAAUUGCGGCCCAAUCGUCCUAUCAUAGGUUUGAGUGUGGUCGAACGGAUUUACUCUACAAAAGCAAUAUCGGAGUUUGGAUUCUGGCAGCUAGAGCUCUGGGAUCGAUGCCAGAUCUAGUAACCGAGUCCAAAGAGAAUCUCCCUCGAGUUUGGCAAAGCGUUCUCAACAUGGAGAGUCACGAAGGGUCUGAUCAAUACUCGGCCCCAGAGCUCAUGAAAGAGGCCUUGGUGGCAGUUUUCCUCACACGUUUCUUAGAGCAAGGGAAUUUUUCUCACUCCUGCUUCUCAUCCUCGCAUCAAGGUGCACAGAGUGGUUGUUUGAAGGUGGCGAAUGUGAUGCAUAAGAUUAUGCGAGUUAUUCGAUUCAACUGCCACGAAAUAUUGGCCAAGCAAGAGGGUCAAGCCCACCCCAAGAAGAUUGGUUUUGGGAUAAAUCCAUCCCUAGCCCUGAUUAAUCAUUCGUGCGAUUCAAACUAUGGACGCGUAUGGUCCAGCGAUCAGCAAAAGGUAUUGGCUUUUGCUACCAGACCGAUAAAAAUGGGUCAACAGAUUUGUGACGUCUACUCUGGAGUGUUUUCCAAGAGUUCAAAACAGGAGCGUCGAGAGGUUCACGAUCGCUAUCAUUUCCAAUGCCAAUGUGAACCAUGUUUGGAGGAUUGGCCAGUCCUGGAACAUUUACCCAAGGGGGUUCAUAAUUUGCCAAAGCAGAACUACCACGAGGGAGUGACAACUCAACAAUUAAAGAUUCUGGCCUCUCUUUUGAAGCGAGUAAAGCAACGUCCAAUGGAGAUUUCGACCUUGAAAGAAGCCCUUGUUUUAGCUCACGAAUGCCUAAAACCGCCCCAUUUAGUGUUGGUUCAACUUGAAGAAUCGCUGCACGCAGCUUUGUGGCAAUCGAAUUUUUAAUGACCUUGAGAAAAUCAAAGGAUUUUUUGUACUUUAAACUCUAAGCCGUAGUCGGUUCAAAAUCAAUUGUUGGCUAGAGAAUAAAGCUUUGCUUUCAGAA